AAACAGAGGGACUGAGUUCUCCAGACCACCUGUUUAAAUAAAAUGACAAUCAAACAGAAAAAACAUAAAGCUCUGCAUGCCAUAUGUUAAUUAUAGUCAAACGCUUGUUUUGUCUGUAAGUUAUUAGCUCCUUAGCAUCACAAGCCAAAAUGACCUGCUUUGUAACCAUUCAUUUAACUCUAUUAACUGUCUGUGUUAUCAUUUAAAAAGAUGGAGCCAAAGCACAGAGAGCUCCUCCGAGCUCAGAGGCUCUAUCUGUGUGAGCAGCUCAUAGUGGAUGAUACGGUAGUCCAGUAUUUGUAUCAGGAGGACAUUUUAACCGAGUGCCAAGUGGAGGAAAUUCAGUCACAGAAGUCUAACAAAAACAAGACGUUAAUGCUGCUUAGUAUUCUUCCAAGCCGCGGCCCCAAUGCUUUUAAUGUGUUUGUAGAAUCCCUCCAGCAGGACUUUCCCUGGAUUAAAGAGAAGCUACUGCUUUUAGCUGAGAGUGAUGAUGAUGGAGGAAGGGGAACAGAGCUGUCCAACACCACCGCCCAGUGGGCCAUUUCUGAACAUGUCCUCCAAAUGGUUCCAUCUGAUCAGCAGCUGAAUAGGCUGGCGUCUCGGCUUGGCUUGGAGUGGGAAAUGGUGAUGCUGGAUUUGGGCUUGACAUCGGUGGACAUCUCCCGCUGCCGUGCAGAUCAUCCUCACAGCAGUCAUAGUCAGGUGCUGGCAGCUCUGGUGAUGUGGAAGCAGACUCAGGGUCGGAGAGCUACAGUCCAGCAUCUACUCCAGAACCUACAGAAUUCAGAAAUUCAUCCUUCUGUCCUCAAACAAAUCUUUAUCUGAGGCUACUAAGACUAAAACUCUGUGCCCAAAUGGAAAAAUGAACACACACGCAGUAGCUGUAUGUUUCAUACAGAGAAGUGUUGAAGAAAGCCAGAAAUUCUUUUUUUUUCUCGCUACUUUGUAAUUUUUUUUCCAUGAUAGAUGGCUGUGCUCUGUAUUGCUGAUAUAUAAAAUGUAUUCAAUAUGUACGUAAGAGCAGAGUAAGCCAGCUUUGCAGAAUUGUGUGCUUGUCAGAAAUUCUAUUGCUUGUAUGCUUGGGAUAUAUAAACACACAUCUAUCUGAUUCCUUUCAUGUUUGGAAUCACCAAUCGUAAUGUAUCUAUUGUCAUCUUCAUGAAACUAGUUUCAGACGACAUUUGCUUUGUGACAUGGUGUGUUUAUGUUGGAAGUAGCUGUUAGAUGAUGAUAAAUUGUGGCCAUGGAGGGAUGCACAUGGCCAGCAACAAUACUCAAAUGGGCUAUGGCACAUGAGAUGAUUGAUAGGCAUUAACGUACCCAAAAUGUGGCAAGAAAACUUUCCCUAUAUCAUUACACCACCUGCACUAGCCUUAAUUGUUGACACAAGAACGGUUGGGUCCAUGGAUUCAUGCUGUUGGUGCCAAAUUCUAACCCUACCAUCUGUAUGUAUCAGCAGAAAUCCAGAUUCAUCAGACCAGGCUACAUUUUCCCAAUCUUCAUCUGUCCAGUUUUGGGAAGUCUGUGCCCACUGCAGCCUCAACUUACU
Messenger RNA from Neoarius graeffei (lesser salmon catfish), 1552 nucleotides. RefSeq names its product death domain-containing protein CRADD-like. Gene Ontology annotation, cellular component: CBM complex. The record is from RefSeq and is a predicted model, not a curated record. Bases 211 to 828 code for a protein of 205 amino acids. The transcript is spliced from 2 exons. Gene Ontology annotation, biological process: signal transduction; regulation of apoptotic process. Lineage: Eukaryota; Metazoa; Chordata; Actinopteri; Siluriformes; Ariidae. Gene Ontology annotation, molecular function: death domain binding; protease binding.